Molecule: messenger RNA, 1101 nt
Organism: Chelmon rostratus (copperband butterflyfish)
Lineage: Eukaryota; Metazoa; Chordata; Actinopteri; Chaetodontiformes; Chaetodontidae
Gene: rgra
Product: retinal G protein coupled receptor a
Exons: 7
Coding region: 80-967 (295 amino acids)
Biological process (GO): phototransduction; G protein-coupled receptor signaling pathway; visual perception
Cellular component (GO): membrane
Molecular function (GO): G protein-coupled receptor activity
Source: RefSeq, a predicted model, not a curated record
GGCACAUCGUAAAGGAUCGGACAGAGAGGAGCGAAAAGUCUGUGACAGCUGCACUUUGUUGUGUCAAAUCGGCUUCAGGAUGGUCUCGUCGUACCCUUUACCGGAGGGCUUCUCCGACUUCGAUGUGUUCUCCCUGGGAUCGUGUCUGCUGGUGGAGGGUCUGCUGGGCUUCUUUUUGAAUGCGGUGACAAUCGUCGCUUUCCUCAAAGUGAGAGAGCUGAGGACCCCCAGCAAUUUCCUGGUGUUCAGCUUGGCGAUGGCUGAUAUUGGCAUCUCCAUGAACGCCACCGUCGCCGCUUUCUCCAGCUUCCUGAGGUACUGGCCUUAUGGCUCUGAAGGAUGCCAGACUCACGGUUUCCAGGGCUUCAUGACUGCCCUCGCCAGCAUCCACUUCGUGGCCGCCAUCGCCUGGGACAGAUACCACCAGUAUUGCACCAGGACAAAGCUGCAGUGGAGCAGCGCCAUCACUCUGGCUGUGUUUGUCUGGCUCUUCACUGCCUUCUGGUCUGCCAUGCCCCUCAUCGGCUGGGGAGAGUAUGACUACGAGCCCCUCAGGACCUGCUGCACUCUGGACUACAGCAAGGGAGACAGAAACUACGUGUCCUACUUGAUCCCCAUGAGCAUCUUCAACAUGGCCAUCCAGGUGUUUGUUGUCAUGUCCUCUUACCAGUCCAUUGCACAGAAAUUCAAGAAGACUGGAAACCCCAGGUUCAACCCCAACACUCCUCUUAAGACCAUGCUGCUCUGCUGGGGCCCCUAUGGUAUCCUGGCUUUCUACGCCGCUGUGGAGAAUGCCAACCUGGUCUCUCCCAAGCUCAGAAUGAUGGCUCCCAUCCUGGCUAAGACCUCUCCCACCUUCAACGUCUUCCUGUAUGCUUUGGGAAAUGAGAACUACAGAGGAGGCAUCUGGCAGUUCCUCACCGGGGAAAAGAUUGAUGUGCCUCAAAUUGAGAACAAGUCCAAAUAAACAAAGCAUGCAAUAAUUCCACACAUUCACUGUCCUGGUGGUUUCUCACAGGUAGCUAGAUGUUUCUGUCAGUGAGUGUACGUGCAUGUGUUGUCUUGAACAGUGGUAGCCAUUGUCCCUUGUAAACAUCCGUC